AGCAGCUUUCCAUGAUGAAAGCGGCAAGUUGCGCGGUAGAGACCUCGCUCACACGUGCGUUGUGUUUGAUUUAUUUUGCUGAAUGAUACGCUGGGAUCUCUCGUCUCGGAAACAUUGGAUAUAAGACCGACUUAACAAACAAGAACAAUUAAAGAAUUAUAUCACCGGUUUUUAGCUGCUGGAAUAGUGAAGUGUAAAAUCUGUUUUGGUUGCUGAUGGCAAGAGUAUGAAUUCGGGUUUAAGAACUAAAUGUCACUCUUUAAAACAGUAUGGCCUCUGCUCAUCCAUACUGGGAUCAACACCAUGACACCAUGGACAGGCUGUGUUUUGCUUCUGAAUCCAUGGAUCACAGCUUGAGAAUGUAUCAGCGAGACUCUGGAGCCAUGAGCAUUGAAAGAAGAAUAUCUGGCUCAUAUUCUCCUCCGUGUCUGUCUCCCAAGACUUCAAAUCCUACACAGCACCACUUUUCCUCGGAGUUCCACCCACCUGCGGGAGACCAGGUCGUACCGUCCUUGCAGAAACUGUCUGUUUAUGAGCACAUACCUCCUUGUUCACCCAGGAGAAGCACCAAGCCCCUCCCUCCUCUCCCGGACAUGGGCGACCUGUCCUCUGAUGAGGCCGAGGACAACGAAGUGGAGUUUUUCUCCAGCACCCCUGAAAAUCAGUGUCUUUUGCCCACGCGCUGCUCUAAAACCUCAUCCUUCCAGUACGGCUUUCCAGGAAGACGCAGUUUCCGGGGAAACGGUCAGAUAAACUUUGCUUACUAUGAAGGUAUACAAGUACACGAGAAGGUGAAGCCUCAGUGGGAGCAGACGGUAACCGAAGACCAAGACAGACCGCAGGAAAGACCCAGGUGCAGGCUACACCGCUCCCUUUCUGGACCUGCUGGAUCCUUCAAAACUGCCAACUUCAGGCAGGUUGGUCUUCACCACACCCCCCACAACCACCUACAGGAGAAACCCGAAGUCCCGCCUCGCAUUCCAAUCCGUCCUCGCCCCGGUGAGCGCACUGGUGGCAGACAACCAUCAGCUGAUGAUGAUGAUGAUGAUGAUUGUGAUGUAGACAAACCCCCGAAGGUGCCGCCCAGAGAGCCCAUCCCUCAGCACAUACCACGUGCCGUCAGUCCAAAAAGUCUCCCUAUUUAUGUCAACGGUGUCAUGCCUCCAACUCAGAGCUUUGCGCCCUAUCCCGAGUACGUCAGCAAAGCCCAACAACAGCCGAGCUGCGAGGGAUUGCCAGCUCCUCGUACCCCUUGUAUUUUGCCCAUCAUUGAAGAUGGGAAGAAAGUCAGCAGUACCCAUUACUUCCUCCUCCCACAUCGGCCCGGAUACUUGGACAAGUUUGAAAGGUUUUUCAAAGAGGCAGACUCUGCUCCUAGCGGUUAUAAACCUAAGUGGAACAGUUAGAAUUCGGAGGAUAGACAUUAAGGCUAGACAAAAAUGCAUAUAUUGGAUUUUGGAAGGAAUUCUUGCAGUGUUCCACAUUACGGGCCUUUAGCGAUUGGACGGCAUGUUCUUGGACUUGCACGCAAAAAGACUAAAGAUUGAUAGUUUACCACUGCUGGAAACUGCAGGGCAGCUCUGCUGGAAGUGUAAUUUAUGAAUGAUGUGUCAAAGUGUGUGUGUGUGUGUGUUUUGUAUUAGAUUUAAGCGUGCAGUAUCCAUUUAUGAAGGAAUGAGAUAAUCUGUUACACUUUAACACUGUAGGGUACCCUGAGUAUAAGUUGGUCUUAUUGUGAAUUUAAACAAAAAUUGUCCCUGUUAAGACCAUGCAUACAUUUUUUUUAUUGCGGAAACAUUUAAAGGUGCAGUGUGUAAUUUUUAAAAUCUCUUGACAGAAAUGCAAAAUAAUGUAAUAAACUAUUUUAUCAGGGGUAUAUAAAGACCUUUUUAUAAUGAACCAUUAUAUGUUUUUAUUACCUUAGAAUGAGACGUUUUUAUCUACAUACACAGAGGGUCCCCUUACGUGGAAGUCGCCAUUUUGUGACGCCAUGUUUCUACAGAAGCCCUUAACGGACAAACGUUUUUACUAAGUGGUCUCCGACAAUGACAUGUUUUUCCGGUGGCGGCUACCGUAGCUUCUCUAUGCGUUUCAAAAGCAAGGGGUGAGCAGUGGACUGAGCCGUUGGUUGCAAUUCGCAACCUCACCACUAGAUGCUGCUAAAAUUUACACACUGCACCUUUAAAGGAAUAGUUCACCCAAAAAUGAAAAUUUUGUCAUUUACUCGCCCUUGUUUUGUUCUAAACCUGCAUGAGUUUUUUAUUCUGUUGAACACAAGACAUUUUAAUAAAUGAUGGUAACCACACAUUUGACAGUACACAUUAUAUGUGUUGUCUCUACCUAGACACAUCUCUGCAUUAUUAUUAUUAUUAUUAUUAUUAUUAUUAUUAUUAUUAUUAUUAUUAUUGGAACACAAAAUCAACAUAAAAUGACAAAUAAUGCGUUAAAUAGCAUAACACAAAAAAUGUGUCAAAUUUGCAAAUCCUUUCUUGGUGCAUAGUCUUUUUCCAACUAUGGACGUCAAUAGGUACCAUCAACUUUGUGAUUGAUUAUUACCAUCAUUUAUCAAAAUAUGGUGGUGUGUUCAAAACAACAUGAGGGAGAAUAAUGACAGAAUUUUCAUUUUUGGGUAUACAAUCCCUUUAAGCCGUCAUCUAAAAUAUUAAACCGAGACGCUAAACAAAAUUGGAUAGAUUUUAGAUUUUGAGAAAUGUUCAAUGAGGUGUUGCAAUCGCACUGUUUGACUCUGCACAGGGGUUAGUAUUCAGGUCUUUAUGUGAAGAUCAAUUGAUGCCUUAUUGUGCACUGUCGCUUUGCUUUUUUGACCGUUCAAAUGUGACACGAAUGAAUUGAUCAUUUGAUUUGAAAAGAAUGACUGUGGUAUUUUUUUUAAAGUUUGGUUAGAAAAACCCCUUUUAUCAGUCACGUAUGUUACACGAGCUGUAAAGCCACUGCCUCAUCUGGAGUCUAUAAAGCGAGGAUGCUGGAUGUAAAUGAGUUGACAAAUGGUAUUUUCCUGUGUAUUCCUACCUGUUUACCAUGAAGUUGUUUUACUGCAUUUGUUUCAUGUGUUUCCAAGUUAUUGUUCUUUCUGUCUUUUGACCUUUUUUUUUUUAGAAACUUACAAUUAUCAAACCAAUAACUGUUUACAGAUUUUUAUUAUUAUUGUAGCUAUUGUCCAACAGAAUUUACCUUUGUUUCUGUUUGAUGGUUAUGUUAACUGACCUUUGUCUCAACCACAGAGGAUGUAUUUCUGUGUACAGUAUUGGUGUAGUUUUUCACACCAUAAAUCUAUUUAAGUAAAUAAAGUAACUUAUUUAUAGACACAAA
Messenger RNA from Misgurnus anguillicaudatus (oriental weatherfish), 3330 nucleotides. RefSeq names its product ERBB receptor feedback inhibitor 1b (gene errfi1b). Gene Ontology annotation, biological process: negative regulation of epidermal growth factor receptor signaling pathway; regulation of keratinocyte differentiation. The record is from RefSeq and is a predicted model, not a curated record. NCBI's taxonomy places the organism in Eukaryota, Metazoa, Chordata, Actinopteri, Cypriniformes, Cobitidae.